UACGUGUCAUAACUAAGCUACGACAUGUGCCAUUGUGAACUAUAGAAGGUGUGGGAAGAAGGGUCUACUGCCAAACCUGAAUCCUCUUCUUAGAACUCAGUUAGGCUCAGAAGGUGGUGUGGUCUCCAUACUCUCUGGUCAACACGUUUAAAGGUUCUAUCUAGUUAAGCUUGGGGCUUUUGGAUCAUGGAUACCUUCCUCUUCACUUCUGAGUCAGUGAAUGAGGGUCACCCUGAUAAGCUUUGUGACCAGAUUUCUGAUGCAGUCCUUGAUGCCUGCCUAGAGCAAGAUCCAGAAAGCAAGGUUGCCUGUGAGACCUGCACAAAGACCAACUUGGUCAUGGUCUUUGGAGAGAUUACCACCAAAGCCAAUGUGGACUAUGAGAAGAUUGUUCGCGACACGUGCCGCGGUAUAGGCUUUGUGUCCGAUGAUGUUGGCCUUGAUGCAGACAAUUGCAAUGUAUUGGUUUACCUGGAGCAGCAAAGCCCUGAUAUUGCACAGGGUGUCCAUGGCAACCUCACAAAGCGGCCGGAGGAGAUUGGUGCAGGUGAUCAGGGUCACAUGUUUGGCUAUGCCACGGACGAGACACCAGAAUUUAUGCCUCUCAGUCAUGUACUCGCUACCCAGCUCGGUGCUCGCCUCACCGAGGUGCGCAAGAAUGGGACCUGCACUUGGUUGAGACCUGAUGGGAAAACACAAGUUACUGUGGAAUACUACAAUGACAAUGGCGCAAUGGUCCCGGUCCGUGUCCACACUGUUCUGAUUUCCACGCAGCAUGAUGAAACUGUUACCAAUGAUGAAAUUGCUGCUGACCUCAAAGAGCAUGUAAUUAAGCAUGUGAUACCUGAGAAGUACUUGGAUGAGAAGACCAUUUUCCAUCUCAACCCGUCUGGCCGGUUCGUGAUUGGCGGCCCGCAUGGUGAUGCCGGCCUCACUGGGCGCAAAAUCAUUGUCGACACAUAUGGUGGUUGGGGAGCACAUGGUGGCGGUGCCUUCUCUGGGAAGGACCCCACCAAGGUGGAUAGGAGUGGAGCCUAUAUUGCUAGACAGGCUGCAAAGAGUAUUGUGGCCAGUGGAAUUGCAAGAAGGUGCAUUGUGCAAAUUUCAUAUGCAAUUGGUGUUCCUGACCCAUUAUCUGUGUUUAUUGACACUUAUGGGACAGGGAAGGUUCCAGACAGGGAGAUUCUGAAGAUUGUGAAGGAGAACUUUGACUUUAGGCCUGGAAUGAUUUCCAAUGAUUUGGACCUCAAGAGGGGUGGGAAUGGCAGGUUCUUGAAGACUGCUGCUUAUGGACAUUUUGGAAGAGAUGACCCUGAUUUCACAUGGGAGAUUGUGAAGCCUCUCCACUGGGAGAAGCCCCAAGAAUAAAUAAGCUUGUGUUACCAAUACAGUGAUAUCAUUAGCUGCUUGGUUUGUUUUCCCUUUGCGAUAGUCAAAGUAUAUCCACUGGUUCUUACUUCUUUUCUACAUAUAUGAGAAUUGAGCUGAGUAAUUUCUAGUAAGUAGAAACUAAGAGCUGUUAAAUAUU
Messenger RNA from Arachis ipaensis, 1528 nucleotides. RefSeq names its product S-adenosylmethionine synthase 1. Gene Ontology annotation, biological process: S-adenosylmethionine biosynthetic process. The record is from RefSeq and is a predicted model, not a curated record. NCBI's taxonomy places the organism in Eukaryota, Viridiplantae, Streptophyta, Magnoliopsida, Fabales, Fabaceae. Gene Ontology annotation, molecular function: methionine adenosyltransferase activity; ATP binding.